Stomoxys calcitrans (stable fly) is the source of this 3598-nucleotide messenger RNA. It is a transcript of the gene ari-1, whose product is annotated as E3 ubiquitin-protein ligase ariadne-1. Lineage: Eukaryota; Metazoa; Arthropoda; Insecta; Diptera; Muscidae. Gene Ontology annotation, cellular component: ubiquitin ligase complex; cytoplasm; nucleus. Gene Ontology annotation, biological process: protein polyubiquitination; ubiquitin-dependent protein catabolic process; positive regulation of proteasomal ubiquitin-dependent protein catabolic process. Bases 462 to 1961 code for a protein of 499 amino acids. The transcript is spliced from 8 exons. The record is from RefSeq and is a predicted model, not a curated record. Gene Ontology annotation, molecular function: ubiquitin protein ligase activity; zinc ion binding; ubiquitin conjugating enzyme binding.
UUAAUAGCCUUGAACUUUGUUGUUGUUGCUUUUAUUGACAACUACUGGCGUGUGUAUCUUUGAAUAUUUUAUCAAAUCCAGAAAUAAAUGUUUCCUUAAAAUGAAAUAAACGGCCAUUAAAGCUAAAUCUUGUUUGUGAUUUUCGUGUGAUUCUCAUUGGAAAAUUUUGCGUUGUCUUCUAUCAUCACUCGCUCCAAUUCGAUUGUGUGAUUAAAAGAGUUGUAUGUGAGAGAGGGGUCAAGCAAGAGAGUAAAAACGAGCAGAGUAAAUGCAAAGAGACAUCAGUGAAGAAAUCUAGAUAUCUUGGUUUGUAAUAAAGAAAAUUUGUGAUUCUAAAUUGCUUGUCAGCCUUUUUUGAAAGUGUGCUAUAGAGUGUUGUUGUUUUCUUGAAAUCUACACCAUUUUUUGGUAGAAAUCUUCGAUUAUUCUAAACGCUACCAGUCCAACAGUAAGCUUUAAUUAUGGAUUCCGAUGAAGAUUCAUAUGAAAUGGAUUCCGGCAAUGUAUCAUCGGGGGAUGAUGGCGGUUUUGAGGUGGAUAUGGAUGAAGUACAACCGGAACCUAAAGCUGAUUCGGACGAAUACCAUUAUGAUGUUUUGACCACUGAGGAAAUUGUACAACAUCAAAGGGAGAUAAUCGACGAAGUGAAAACAGUGAUAAGGCUUCAAUCAACAGUGACACGAAUAUUAUUAAAUCACUUUAAAUGGGACAAGGAGAAACUUUUGGAGAAAUACUUCGAUGGCAAUACCGAUGAGUUUUUCCGUGGUGCUCAUGUUAUAAAUCCUUUCAGUAAACCUGCCAAUGCAAAUAAACAGAAGAAUGCAAAAACUAACACAGCUGAAGAGUGUGAAAUUUGUUUUUCACAAUUACCCUCAGAUUCCAUGGCUGGCUUGGAAUGUGGUCAUCGUUUUUGUUUAACUUGUUGGCGCGAAUAUCUUACAACGAAAAUCAUUACCGAAGGUCUCGGCCAAUCAAUCUCAUGUGCCGCUCACGGCUGUGAUAUUCUGGUGGACGAUGUUACCGUUAUGAAACUUGUGACCGAUAACCGUGUUCGCAUUAAAUACCAACAACUGAUCACCAACAGCUUUGUGGAGUGCAAUCAAUUGUUACGCUGGUGUCCGUCCAUUGAUUGCACCUAUGCAAUUAAAGUAUCCUAUGUGGAUUCAAAGCCGGUGCGCUGCAAGUGCGGCCACAAUUUCUGUUUUGUUUGUGGCGAAAACUGGCAUGAUCCCGUCAAGUGUCGCUGGUUAAAAAAAUGGAUCAAGAAAUGUGAUGACGAUUCGGAGACCAGCAAUUGGAUAGCAGCCAACACUAAAGAGUGUCCCAAGUGUAAUGUAACCAUCGAAAAGGAUGGCGGCUGCAAUCACAUGGUUUGCAAGAACCAAAACUGUAAACAUGACUUCUGUUGGGUAUGCCUAGGCUCAUGGGAACCACACGGUUCGUCAUGGUACAACUGUAAUCGUUAUGAUGAAGAUGAAGCCAAAGCUGCACGUGAUGCUCAAGAAAAGUUUAGAUCAUCAUUAGCAAGAUAUUUACAUUAUUACAAUCGUUAUAUGAAUCAUAUGCAAUCUUUGAAGUUUGAAAAUAAAUUAUAUGCCUCGGUUAAACAUAAAAUGGAAGAAAUGCAGCAACACAAUAUGUCAUGGAUUGAAGUGCAAUUUUUGAAAAAGGCCGUUGAUAUAUUAUGCCAAUGCCGCCAAACUCUCAUGUAUACGUAUGUAUUUGCGUAUUAUUUAAAAAAGAACAAUCAAUCAAUGAUAUUCGAAGAUAAUCAAAAAGAUUUAGAAUCUGCCACAGAGACAUUAUCUGAAUAUUUGGAACGUGAUAUAACAUCAGAAAACUUAGCUGAUAUCAAACAAAAAGUUCAAGAUAAAUAUAGAUAUUGUGAGAAGAGGUGUACAGUACUUUUAGCUCAUGUGCAUGAGGGCUACGAAAAGGAUUGGUGGGAAUAUUUAGAAUGACGAGAUAUUUCAGAACCGUUGUUAGGGCGCUAUGGUGGUAAUAAAUUAAAAGGAAAUUCAUUAUAAUUAAAUGAUAAGAGAAAGAAAAGAAAAGUAACAAAAACAACAUAUAAACCAUAAAAAAAGAAAAUGUAACAAACCAACCAGCAAAACAAGUAACAACAACAACAAAAAAAUACAAAUUAAAAAAAAAUAAACAAACCCCCCAUUUUACUAUAAAAAGUUAAGCAAACAAAGAAAAUUUAAUAGUUAUAACAACAAUAACAAAAAAUAAACACCAACAACAAAUUAAUAUAAAAAAGCAAAAACAAAACAAUAACAAUAUGGUUUUUGGUCCUUGAAAACAUUAAGAGAAAUGGAAAAGAAAUCACUUGGUUCUACACACACACAAACCUACGCAGCCCCAAACAAACGGUAAAAGGCAAUGAAAAGAAAAUACAAUAGCAAAAACACAAACUCACACAAACAAAGAAAAACAAAGCCCAUGACAAAGUGACUCAUUGAAAUUAAUUUCGAAAUUAAACAAAAAUAUGUUAAAAAAUGAUUAUAAUUCUUUAAAACACACUGGGAGAAAUAAUUUAUGAGCAAAACCAACAAUCUCUAUGUUAUCUCUCUUACGGCCAUAAUUCCUCAUAAGCAAAUGCUUAGCAUUGUUAAAAUUAACUACAAACAUUCGGCAUAAAAGCAUAGACCAUUAUUUAAAGUUGGAUUUAGAUUUGUGAAAAUUGAAAGUUUUUGUUAAAAUUUGUAGCCCUCACCGCCAAGUGAUUGAUUUUGUUGGGAAGUAAAGCUAAAAUAAGAGAACAAAUAGUGAAAAUAAUCUAUAUAUACAUAGAAAGGACUUACCACCCUUAAAAAUUUAAAAGCAUAGUAAUUUAGGCUUAAAAAUCUGUUAGUUUUGUUUUAAUUAGAAUCUAAAUAUUUUUAUUUUUCAGCUAAAUCUGAGACACAUAUAAUUCCCACACACACACACACAAACCCACUCACACUGACACACUUGGUAUUAUGUUUAAUUUAAAUGCUAUAAAAUCAAGCUUUAUGGUAAAAAACCCCACCUCCACCUUCGAUUUCUUCACAAGUUCAUUUAAUUUCUCUGUUGUUGUUUUUAUUUCCUUGCACACAGGACAUUUUAAGAUCCCCUCUCACUUUUAAUCCCCCAAACUUAUAUUUUUUAAAUGUUCCACUUACUCUUAAUAUUCCUUAAGCGUUUUUAAAUUCCUUACUUUAUUAUAUUUUUUUUUUUAAUUCUUUCCUAUGUGCGCUGUUUUACCACCGUUUUUUUUCAUAUGCAAUAAUUUUUCUCAUUUUCUAUUUUGUUUGAGACCAAAUCUUCUGCGCCUUGUUUAAAACAAUUUUUCUUCGUUGCUCUAAACAAAUGAUUAAAUGUAAAUAGUUCUCUCUAUAUCUUAUUGAAGAAACUUAAAUACAAAAAGAACACAAAGCAAAUAAAUUGUAUAAAAAUUAAAAAAAAAAAUAAAAAUAAAUGUCUUUUAAAAAUGUUUCGUCUUGCAAAGGGUGUUGACAAGCAUUAUGCUUACAUCACCAAUUGUUCAACAUGGUAUUUUUUUAGAAAAAUUUUGCCCAAAUUUAGGUGAGAAAAUUUCUUAAUGUGCAGAAAUAAAAUUUUUUGAAACUUU